AUGGGCACCAAGAGACCACGAAGCUCAAAAUUAAACGAGCUGUCGACCAAGCAGCAGAAUGUCAGCCGAGCUGUCGAUGCCAAAGACGACGUGGACCACAAUUACGAAAUCUCGCUAGACGGUGUGUACACUGCAGAGAACGCACUCGAUAUUAUCAAAGUUAGCGGGGGUUUCAACCAAUCGCUUUAUUCAUUGCCACUUUGA
This is a messenger RNA of Penicillium taxi, 204 nucleotides long. RefSeq lists its product as uncharacterized. Lineage: Eukaryota; Fungi; Ascomycota; Eurotiomycetes; Eurotiales; Aspergillaceae. The transcript has a single exon. Bases 1 to 204 code for a protein of 67 amino acids. The record is from RefSeq and is a predicted model, not a curated record.